Messenger RNA from Diplodia corticola, 1977 nucleotides. RefSeq names its product signal sequence receptor alpha subunit. The transcript has 4 exons. Gene Ontology annotation, molecular function: ATP hydrolysis activity; signal recognition particle binding; GTPase activity. Gene Ontology annotation, cellular component: signal recognition particle receptor complex; endoplasmic reticulum membrane. Gene Ontology annotation, biological process: SRP-dependent cotranslational protein targeting to membrane. NCBI's taxonomy places the organism in Eukaryota, Fungi, Ascomycota, Dothideomycetes, Botryosphaeriales, Botryosphaeriaceae. The coding region runs from base 1 to 1977 and encodes 658 amino acids. The record is from RefSeq and is a predicted model, not a curated record.
AUGCUCGACUCUUUCGAGGUGCUCUCGACCUCGGGCGUCGUCCUCUGGUCCAAGACAUACGCCCCCGUCAACCCCAAAACCAUCGACGCUCUCAUCCGCGAGGUCUUCAUCGAAGAGCGCAAUGUGGCCACCGAUGACCAGAACGCCGCCCUGAAGCCCACCUUCAAGCGCGACGGCUACACCCUCAAGUGGACAACAGCCAAGGACUUCGGCCUGAUCUUCGUGGCUGUCUACCAGUCACUGGUGCACCUUACGUGGAUCGACAAGCUGCUCGACAACGUGCGCGCCCUGUUCACAGAACUAUACAAGGACCAGCUCAAGAAGCGCAACUCGGCGGUGCUCAAUUGUCCGUUCGACGACUAUUUCGACCGCCAGGUACAGGAGCUGGAGCCGCACGGCGAGUCCCUGCGCAACCUGGAGUCUUCGGUCAGCACCGUCGCUGAAUUCACGCCGCCUUCCAGCUCCGGCACCGAUCACGACGACGAUGUGCCUCCUCCCAUGCCGGGCUUGCGCAAGCCCACGCCGAAGCCCAUGUUCAGCGACAACAACACCUCGACUGAUGCCACGCCGGUAGCAACGCCCGAUACCUCGCGGCCCAGUUCGCCCGCCGUCAACAACCACCUCUUGGCCGCAAAGGGCGGUCCGAGACAGUCGCGUCGCGCGAAGAAGAAGUCUGCCAUGUCAUCUGCGCCGGCCUCGUCAGGUGACGAAUCGCCCGCGAGGCGGCCAACGAAGGGCGCCGCAAAGAAGGGAAGGAAAUGGGACGAGUUCGGUGCGGCUGCUGAGGAAGAUGAUACCCAGCUGGACUACUCGACACAUUCCGUUGACUCCGAGGCACCAGCGGCCAGUGCAGUGGAGGCAGUUGACUCGUCGUCUUGGGGCAAGAGGACCGGAAAGGGCGAAUUUGUGUUGAAAGACCUGGAUGAAGAGAUGGAUGAGAUUAUUGCAGCCGCAAAUGCCAAGAAGGAAAAGGAUAGCACACAGGCGGCGCCCAGUGGCCUGGUAGGCUCGAGUCUUGGAGCAAUUGGUGGUUUGUUUAGAAACGUUGUUGGCGGAAAGACGCUCACGAAGGAGGAUCUGGCCAAGCCGCUCAAGGGCAUGGAGGACCACUUGUUGAAGAAAAACGUCGCCCGCGAGGCCGCAGUCAGGUUGUGCGAGAGCGUCGAGCAGGAUCUUGUCGGCGUGAAGACUGGCAGUUUCACCAGUGUGGAAGCGACUAUUCGCAGCAGCAUGGAGUCUGCGGUCCGCAAAAUCCUCACCCCCACCACCUCUUUGGACCUCCUCCGCGCCAUUCAAAACGUCAAUCAACCCUCCACUCUCUCCAUGCAAUCCCCUCGUCCCUACGUCAUUUCCAUCGUCGGUGUCAACGGCGUUGGCAAGUCGACCAAUCUCUCCAAGAUCUGCUACUUCCUUCUGCAAAACAAGUUCCGCGUCCUCGUUGUCGCGGCCGAUACCUUCCGUAGCGGCGCCGUUGAGCAGCUCCGCGUCCACGUGCGCAAUCUUCAGGAGCUCUCGGCUCGCGAAGGUGGCAGCGUAGAUCUGUACGAGCGUGGCUACGGCAAGGACGCGGCCAACAUCGCCGCCGACGCGGUCAAGCACGCCAGCUCCCAGGCGGAUCCCUAUGACGUCGUCCUCAUCGACACGGCCGGGCGCCGCCACAACGACCAACGCCUCAUGUCCUCGCUCGAGAAGUUCGCCAAGCUGGCAAAGCCGGAUAAGAUCCUCAUGGUCGGCGAAGCGCUCGUCGGCACCGACUCGGUUGCGCAGGCACGCAACUUCAACGCCAGCUUCGGCGCGGGCAGGAAGCUGGACGGGUUCAUCAUCAGCAAGUGCGACACUGUGGGCGACAUGGUGGGGACGCUGGUGUCGAUGGUCCAUGCGACGGGCAUUCCAGUCGUGUUUUUGGGUACGGGGCAGCACUAUAGCGAUCUGAGGACGCUGAACGUGUCGUGGGCGACGAACUUGUUGAUGAGCUAG